GCGCUCCCGCAAUUCUCGAUCGCCCCACAGCUUCUUCGACCGUCCUCUUCUUCUUCUUCCCCUGUUCCUCUCGCCCCGCACUCCACGCAAACAGGCCCGCACGCAAGCAACGAGCCACGAUAAAACAAAAACAAAGCAAGCAUCCAACCAAUUUAAUUACCCGCCGGCCAAUCAGGACGAUCAAGCGCUGGUCGGAUGGUGUUCAGCAGCGCGUGGCUGGCGGCGGCGGCGCGGGUGCCGGCGGAGCUGUGCCAGGGCUCGGCGCCGCGGCGGCGGAGGCGGCUGAGGGCCGACGAGGUGCUGCGCGCGCUCUUCACGCCGCCCGUGCAGGGGCUGGAGCGCCUGGCCGACUGCCUCUUCGUCUUCUUCUGCCUGCCCCUGCCGGAGCUCGACCAGUACUACGUGUCGUCCGGCCGCGGCGGCUGGAUGCCGCGCCGGCCGCCCGGCGCCGCCGUGCUGUACAGCUACCGGAGAUCGCUCUCGGUCGAUGAAUCCUCCCCCGGCUCCUCGUCUCCGUCGUCGUGGGUGUCCUCGUCGGAGGAGGGAUUGUACUACUCCGACGACUAGCUAUUAGGAAAUUGUAGUACAAGCUGUUGUAUAUACAUAGCAAUGAUCGUCCUGGGCUUGUCGUAGGACGGUGUGGCGGGAUUGGUUUUUUAAGCUGUACAUAGCAUGCAGUUGUCUGUUCCAUUUCUGUACACGCACUACACACUGAUUCGAAGGAGAAAUCAAUAUAUUCGUUCUUUCUUUUUUGGUCGA
Messenger RNA from Brachypodium distachyon (stiff brome), 759 nucleotides. RefSeq lists its product as uncharacterized. Lineage: Eukaryota; Viridiplantae; Streptophyta; Magnoliopsida; Poales; Poaceae. Bases 196 to 567 code for a protein of 123 amino acids. The transcript has a single exon. The record is from RefSeq and is a predicted model, not a curated record.